This is a messenger RNA of Wasmannia auropunctata (little fire ant), 4350 nucleotides long. Its product is annotated as protein mab-21. NCBI's taxonomy places the organism in Eukaryota, Metazoa, Arthropoda, Insecta, Hymenoptera, Formicidae. The record is from RefSeq and is a predicted model, not a curated record. Bases 2078 to 3175 code for a protein of 365 amino acids. The transcript has a single exon.
UUGUACAUAAUAAAUAAAAACAUUCAUUUCAUCUUCAUCAAUUAAACAAUUAUUUACUUUGGAAAUAAAUUAUCCCACCUUUUAUCUUCGCGAUUCUGAGUUUUUGUUCAUCACAUUUUAAUAUUAUUCAAUAAAUUAUAUGUAUCUUUAAAAAUGUAAAAACGUAUACAUUUUUAAGUAUAUCAAUAACAACUAAUUAUAUCCCGUAUUAAUAAUUAAAAUAAUUUCGACAUAAAAAAUACUGUUUUAAUAUAAUCGGCAUGUAAAAUACAAUGUUUUUGUUUUAGUAAACAUUGCCUCGACUUGGCGAAUUUAUUUUUAUGAGACUUGCUAAACGUGAUUUGGUUCGUAAAUUUCACGUUUCGUAACACGCAACGUUAAAAUAUGAUCGUAUCUUCGUCAAUUAACUUUCAAGUAGUUUCUCUCUUACAAGAAUAUAUUUUCCUUAAUGUGUUGUAUAUCCAAUUGUGAUACGCGUGUACUGUACAAUUAUUAUGCCGAAUACCUGUACUUAACGUGUUUGUUAUAGAAGCCUUGAACGACUCGCUGGCAGCCGAGACGAAGACUAUCAUCUUCAUUAUACGCCUACCUAGAAUAUCACGUUCUUAUCUUAAUUUUAUCCUUAACGUUCCGCAUCUCCCUUUCCCGGUGAUGACAUUCGUUAACCGGUGCCAUUCACUUUUCUUGCUUUACCACGCGUUCGACCAUUUCCAAAUGCGUAUGAUAAUUGUUAUUGCACUCUAACACGAACAGUAAAGAUCUCUCUAUUGACUGUGGAAUCUGAAAUUACAUUCUCCACCGCAAGAAACUGCAGCGCUUUUAUCAUUAUAAGAUAUAUUAAGAUAUACUAACAUCUUUUUAUCCUUUCUAGUUUUCUUCAUUGAAGCUGUACUCUUCUUUAUUUUAUAUCACGUGAAGCGAUACGGAAAUAACAAUUGGAUAACGCGAUUGUUUCAUCAAUGCUAGCAAUGAUAUGUUAUUUACUGCAAUUGUUAUUGUUAUGAAUGUUACAAUUAUCUUCAUUUUUAAGAAGUAAAAGUAUUAAUUAUAUUUGACACUUUGUGUGUGUCUUAAUUAAAGACACUUAAAUAUUUAAUUUAUCUUCCAAAAAAGGACAUUUCUCUAAUCCAUAAGUCGAUAAUUCAAUAAGUCGAUUAUAAUAGUCGAGAAUAAUUAUUCCCAGCAAACACAGAUUAUAACUGCAAUGUUGCAGCAGCAUUGUAACAUUUCAGCUAUAUUGCAGAAAUAUUACAAUGUUGCUGCAAUAUUGUAGUUAUAAUUUAUGUUUGCUGGGUUACAUUCCAUCGACUUCUAAUGUUAAUUUUAUAAAAAUAAAAUAUCAUCGACAUGAAAGACUCCGAGGUAACUCUAUCUGGCAGCGCAGACACGAUUGUGGUCCACCAUGUCGAAAAUUUCGGAAUAACUAAAGGGGCUGCAGAGGAGGUACCGUGCCCUCGUGGAUGGGAAAUAAACUAAGCAGUUCCUGCAUAAUUCAUGGAGAGGAAGAAGGGCUACCACGAGGGUUGCCUCGCGUUACCUUCGUUCCCCUAUCGUGCACGCUACCACAUGAAACUCCACCGGAGUAUCUGUACCGGAUCGAUCUUGUCGGUCUGGUGCAGUUAACCACGCCCACGCAGCGUGGCAGACCUCCGAUUGGCUAAAAAAUCUUGCCAGUGGGCGUAAUCUGCCAAAGGAGGCGUGCCAGCAAAGCUGUGCGUUUGUGCUUGCCGCGGAGGAUGGGUGACGCGGAGGAGGUAGACAUCAGCGCAGUCGGCAAUCUGCUCCUGCACGGAGACGCUCGUGAUACCUCUUCCUCUCGCUUCGUUGGUGUCUCCGAGGCGCGGCGCGAUUCCUGGCGAGCACCAGGUGAUAAACGAGAUCUAACGAGAUCAAACGCCGGUUUUCUCACGAGCGACGGAAUCUCGCGUCUUCCCACAAUGCGGUAGAACGCGCGAAGUGACUCGAUGACAACGCGAGGCAGGGGAGAAGGCCUGGAUGAGAAGAUAUAAGAAUAUAAUGAUCUGGAGAAGCUGAAGACAGUAUAAUAACCAUCCGUGUGGACUACGGGCGGUGCACGAUGCUGGUACCGCCUGAUAUGAUUUCGUCCCACUCCAGGAUGGUCUAUCAGUUCAACAAGUACUUCGGCGAACGGGUGAUGACCAGGAAGAGUCAGGUGGCAAAGACCAUUCAGGAGGUGUGCCGAGUUGUGCAGGAUGUGCUGAAGGAGGUGGAGGUGCAAGAGCCGAGAUUCAUCUCGUCCCUGACGGAUUACAACGGCCGGUUCGACGGCCUCGACGUCAUCUCGCCGACGGAGUUCGAGAUCAUCAUCUAUCUAAAUCAGAUGGGCGUGUUGAACUUCGUGGAUGACGGCACCCUGCCGGGCUGCGCCGUGCUGAAGCUCAGCGACGGGCGCAAGAGAUCCAUGUCCCUCUGGGUGGAAUUCAUCACCGCGUCCGGCUAUCUGUCAGCCAGGAAGAUACGCUCAAGGUUCCAAACGUUGGUGGCGCAGGCCUGCGACAAGUGCACGUAUCGGGAUUCGGUGAAGAUGAUCGCCGACACGACCGAGGUGAAGCUGCGGAUACGCGAGCGAUACGUCGUGCAGAUCACGCCGGCUUUCAAGUGCGCCGGACUCUGGCCCAGGUCGGCCUCCCAUUGGCCGAUCGCGCAUAUACCCUGGCCGCACCCGAACAUCGUCGCCGAGGUGAAGGCGGAGGGUUUCGACAUGCUCUCGAAGGAAUGCAUAGGCUUACAGGGCAAGCAGUCCGCCAUGGAGGGCGACGCCUGGGCGUUGUCGUUUAUCGACGCGGAGAAUCGAUUGUUGCAAGGCGCAAGUAGGAAGCGCUGUCUUAGUAUACUGAAAACCCUCAGAGAUCGGCAUCUCGAUUUACCGGGAAAUCCGGUCACCAGCUAUCACAUGAAGACUCUACUGCUCUACGAGUGCGAGAAACACCCGCAUGAAGCGGAAUGGGACGAGGCUUGCCUGGCCGAGCGAAUAAACGGCAUCUUUCUGCAGCUAAUCUCCUGCCUGCAGUGCCGCAGAUGCCCGCAUUACUUCCUACCGAAUCUCGAUCUCUUCAAGGGGAAAUCGCCGAGCGGCCUGGAGAACGCCGCGAAACAGGUGUGGAGACUCACCAGGGAGUUGCUGACGAACAGUCGCGCGCUCGAGAAGCUGUAGUGACCCCGACGCUGCUGUGAUGCUGAUCGUCGUACGAUUCGUGAACUGAUCUCUCGCAAAUCUUGUCACACGUUCCUGUAAACUGCAGCGUCGACGACUUCGACGCGCGAGUAAGAUACGUCUAAUCAUACAAUGGCCGUGCAAGAAUUACUACGUGAGAAUCACCGUGGAGACCAGAGACUCUCUCUUUCUCUCUCUCUUUCUCUCAGGCUCGCGAAAGAAGAGACGUUUCUCCUGAUUGUCGUCAUCCAACGCACUGCCGAGUCAUCGGGAAGUCCGAUCUGCAUUUUCCCGGAUUGCGCAGAUCUGGAGGAUCACACAUGUUUUCGAUGAUGUUCCCCGAAGAUGUUUAGUGUGUGCCGAUAGCAAUCCUCGCGAGAUUAAUUACGCGCGCCUAUAUGUGAUGUUUGGUGAACACGUGAUCGACUCGCAAGACGAUCGAAUUAGUGCCAUAAAUAAUCUCUCCUCGACGUUAGAGACAGAUUUCGUUUCUACUCUGUCGGCGCGCGAAAUAUAAAGUAAAUAUAUUAUAGCCGCAGAGAGUUAUCAAAAUUCAGUUCGUUGCAAACGGCGGUUUGCAACACGCUGUGACGACGAGCGUGAAAAACAACCUUUAACCCUGUGGUACAGGAAUCUUAUUAUCGAGCGAAAAAAACGACUAUUCUCCGCGUUUAACUCUUUAAGAUCUUCAAAUCUGCGUCCGAUGGCUAUUUAAAGGUACAGUUUUCGAAAGUAACAACAACUAUUUCUUACGAUGUUCCUUCAUAACUUUCGAAUAUAAUACUUCUUACUUCGGAGCUCGUAAUCUUCGCGAAUCUUUGAGCCUAAGACCGCAAGCACUGCCAUAUCGACACUUAAAGAGUUGACGCGACUCGAUCAGAGUUUUAAUUAACAUUGAAUAAUAUGUUUUCUCUCAACAAGCUGACUGAUAUGUUCGUUCUGUAGUUUUUGUGAUCGCGACCACGAGUUAAAGGGUUCUCUCUUCGCCGCCAAUGUAAAUAAAACUUGAAAGAUAUUUAUUGAACUGUAACGAAAAUGUGAAAUAUAAUGCUAUUUAUAUGGAAGCCUGGUCGCGUCGGUUGAUGACACAUCACGCACACCCACUUUCCUUACCCCCACAAAAUGUGCCCGCCCGAAAAAUCGGCCCGUAAAUAUCGCCCGUACCCCGGUUGAUA